Messenger RNA from Eucalyptus grandis, 1691 nucleotides. Its product is annotated as transcription factor MYB1. The record is from RefSeq and is a predicted model, not a curated record. NCBI's taxonomy places the organism in Eukaryota, Viridiplantae, Streptophyta, Magnoliopsida, Myrtales, Myrtaceae. Gene Ontology annotation, molecular function: RNA polymerase II cis-regulatory region sequence-specific DNA binding; DNA-binding transcription factor activity, RNA polymerase II-specific. The coding region runs from base 97 to 1314 and encodes 405 amino acids. The transcript has 2 exons. Gene Ontology annotation, cellular component: nucleus. Gene Ontology annotation, biological process: regulation of DNA-templated transcription.
UUUCGAAGCGCAAAAGGAAAAAAAAAUAAUUCAAAAAUAUAAAAAAGAAAACGAGCAGAAAUUAUCAUUCCUGGAGAGAAGAAGAAGCAGGCGGCGAUGAAGCCAGUCGGCAGUACCAAAUCGAGCAUCGACGACGACGGCGACGGCGACGGGGAAGACCGCGCGACCGCGAUGGACGCGGACGUCAACUUGAAGGAGGAGGACGAUCGGCAGCUCGCGGCGGACGAAGAAAUGCCGGUCGCCGACUGCGGCGGGGGCGGCGGCGGCGGCGGUGGCGGAGCAGCCGGGAGCAGGGUGAGGGGGCCGUGGUCGCCGGAGGAGGACGCGGUGCUGACUGGACUCGUGGCUAAGUUCGGGGCGAGGAAUUGGAGCUUGAUCGCGCGCGGCAUCCCCGGGCGCUCCGGCAAGUCGUGCCGGCUCCGAUGGUGUAAUCAGCUCGAUCCUAGCGUCAAGCGCAAGCCGUUCACUGAUGAGGAGGACCUUAUCAUAAUUAAAGCCCAUGCUAUGCACGGAAACAAAUGGGCAGCUAUAGCAAAGCUCCUGCCUGGUAGAACAGAUAAUGCAAUCAAGAAUCAUUGGAAUUCUACAUUAAGGCGCAAGGGUAUAUGGCUUGGGAGGUCCAAAACCAGACAUACAGAUAUGAUGGAGGAGAGCUGGCCUGUGGAAACCAAUGCAUCUUCGGAAGAGACCCUGUCUGCAGGGGAUAGUCAAUCAAACAGGCCACGAGAUGGAACAGAGAUUGCCGUCGAGAAUGGACUGAAGCAGAAUGAAACCGAAGCACAAAGAAUGGAUGGUCUUUCUGUUGCUGAAAAAACACAGAACACAGUUUCUCGUCCACAGCCACGGGUCAGCGCAUUUAGGAUUUACAAACCAGAAAAAAGCUCCUCAACUGGCUCAGGAUUUUCAAAGGAAAUCCAUGCUCAAGGACCUUCGAUGUUGACCUUUAAAACAGAGCUUGGGGUCCACAAUUUUCUUGAUGAUGUUCAUAGCGAUCCUAAGAUACCUCCGCAUUGUGGCUAUGGUUGCUGUGCUUCUCCUACGGGUUUCCAUUCCAAAAGUUCGUUGUUAGGGCCUGACUUUGUUGACUAUGAGGAACCUCCCUCCUAUUCAACCCUAGACCUGAUGUCUGUGGCCCUAGACUUGAACAAUACUGCCUGGAUUAAGACCGGCCUCGUCAAUGGUGGCUCUCAAAUACCGGAGACAGGUGAAUUCCGGAGAUUGCGAGACACUAAUUCAUCAUACUUGGGUUUAUUUGAGCCGAAUAAAAAGACUGAGCAUACGUGCUUCCAGGAGGGAAAGAACAAGUUGCCAUGAGACGGACAUUGCUAACCAGAUGUGAGCCAGUCUUUUGCUGUGCCAUCCAAGGUUAAUAGUUUAAGCUGACAUUCAGUCUUCCUUUAUCUUUUGGUAGUAUGAUAUGGGGAGGAAGAUGAGAUUUUGAAUGGACGAGCUCCAUAUUUGCCUACCUGAGGUUUGAUGCAUAAAAUCCGGGAAUCUUGUUUUGUCAAUAGAUUAUCUAGAAUGGCUUUUCAUCAGUUAUAAACAUGGAGAUAUAUGUGUUUUACUUCAGAGGAUGUACAUGAAUCGGGUAAAUUACAUCAAAGGAAUGACGUGCAGUUAUCUUAGUCGACAGAAUGGUUUUUGUGCUUGAUUCAUGAUUAUUUCAUGUCCAAGAUUGGUUUGUUCAUCUA